UCCAAAAACUGCAAUAUUACUUUAGACAGAUUCGAAUCUUAACGAUAACACUGUGACGAUUGCAACAUCGCCACGUUUAUAUCUUUUAACCGCUCCACGGUGAUAGGUGGCACUGUUUAGCAAAUGGUCGCUUCAGAAACAACAGAAGAAGAACGUAGGGUCCCUUACUCAGAAGGGCGUCCUUCGACUACGAAGUGCACUUCAUGGUAUCUAUGAACCCCUCAUCGAAAUGGAGUUCCAGGACCAUGCUUAUACGAAUACAACACACGACAGAGCUAACCGUGCGGAUUUUGUUCACAAAUUUAACGCAAAGGAAACCGAAGAAUUUGUGAAGCUGAGGGUGUCAAAUAAUUUCCUCUUCUCUGGAAAGAAAAACACAGCCUUGUGUGCAUGGAGGGCCAUCAUCAGGCAUAUGGGCUUGCAAGAUAAGAUUACCCACCGACAAGCCUCCAAAAAAUGGGAAAACCUGCGUAAAAAAUACAAAGUACUCAAGGACCAAGACCAUCGGGACAAAUGGCCUCACUUCAACCUGAUGAAUGAUGCCAUGGAGGGCAGGCUGGGAGGCAGUGCCCCCAUUUUGGGAAUAUCCCCUGAGGAUAAAGGCCAUUUCUCCUCUGUCUCUAAGGUCAAGAAAAGCAGGACAAGCACAAGGACGAGCUCUCCUGUUAAAUUUCAGAAUGGAGACGCGGAAAUUGAGGUUAAGCUGAAUGGGGACGAGGCUGAAGAGGAGGAGGAGGAUGACGGGAUGGAGGGCAGCACAGACUUCAACAGCAUCCACCAAGACCAGGAUGUGGAGAGGCGUUCCAUGGAGCAGGAGCACCUGGCUCUGCAGCGAGACCGAGCCCUGUUGGACCGGGAGAUCGCCAUCCUGGAGCGGGACCGAGCCCUGCUGGAGCGCGAGAGGCUGCUGAUCGAGAGGGAAACGGCAGCGCUGAAGCAGGAGAAGGAGAUUGUGGAGAGAGAAAAGGAGCGGCUAGCCUUGGACCGACGGAAAGUCGCGGUGGGGGGUAACCCCGAGGCUUCCUCGCAGGGGACGGCGGAGGACGACGGCUCUAAGGACAGGAGGGAACGCUUCCUGCGGUUGUUAGAAAAACUUAUUGACAGCAUGUGACGGGACGGCGUGUUUGUUGAACUCAAUCCGCUCCAGUUCUUUUUUCAUUCGGUUGCGAAAUCAAUCAGACACGCUUGCAUUUUCGUACACGUUCUCAAUAAUAAUAAUAAUAAUAAUAAUAAUAAUAAAAAUGUUCCCGGAGAGGUCAAAACAACUUUAUUGACUUGUGGUUAUUCCAUACAGAGCACACAAUAGCAAGCUGUUAGCAUUGUUAUUCACAUCUCUCCUCCCAAAUAAUUCAACAAUUCUCUAGACCGGGGGUG
This is a messenger RNA of Doryrhamphus excisus (bluestripe pipefish), 1374 nucleotides long. RefSeq lists its product as uncharacterized. The record is from RefSeq and is a predicted model, not a curated record. NCBI's taxonomy places the organism in Eukaryota, Metazoa, Chordata, Actinopteri, Syngnathiformes, Syngnathidae.